AUUGAAUGGAUAAUUUGCUACCGACUGCCAAUCCCAUUUUAUAAACACCAUUUGAAUUUACCAAACCCAAAUUUGAAUAUCCUGGAGAAAUUGCGUAUAAUAUAAAUCUAAAUAGUCCCAUGCCAUUUUUUCAUAAUCACUACAAACCUCCCAAAAAUGUCCUUAACUUCGAAUGUUGUGAUAUAGAUUUCUUUUCCAAAGAACCAACCUACUUUAAAACUCUACAUGAAUUACAUGCCAAUUCCCCUCUCAUUUAUUAAAGAUUCAUAACUUAAUCCUCCAAGACUUAGAAUUUUGCAUCUCCAUAAUAUCAAGGAACCCAAUUGUUUUCCAAAGGCCCUGUUCAUUUUAACUCCAACUUUGAAUGUGGCAAUCUCUAUACAGUAUAUAAAGUUGCUGAUAGAAAAUAUAAUCUAGUUCUGCAUAAUGACACUUAAACCAAUGGUUGCACUAGAUGGUAUUUCUUUAGUGUAAGAACUCCUGAAAGAAUGAUGCUUUAAUUGAACAUCAUCAAUCUCAGUAAAUCGGCAUCCCAAUUAAGCGUUAAUCCUUACAUCUACACUUCCAGAAGCGGAUGGUACAGAGGAGGUGAGAAUGUCCAAUACUACAAAAAUCAAUACUAAAAGAAAAUAGAUUAUUACUACACAUUAUCAUUUAGUUAUCUAUUUGAAAAGGACGAGACCAUUUAUUUCGCCCCUUUCCCUCCAUACGGAAUCACCUCACUUUAAUCAUUUCUAAAACCUUUAAGCAACCAGUAAUAAUCAUAUCUAAUCACAAGAACCCUUAUAAAACUCAAGGCUCUCUCAGUUAAUUAAGGCAACCAAUACCCAGUAUUAACCAUGGGAAACUCAACCAAACCAUUGAUCGUUAUAGUUGCCAGACAGCAUCCAUCUGAAGUUGUUACCUCCUAUGUAGUCGAGGGAAUGAUUUCAUUCUUAAUGAGUGAUGAAGCCAAACAACUAAGAGAAAACUUUUAUUUUAAAAUCUUACCAAUGAUGAAUCCAGACGGUGUCAUCCACGGAAACAGCAAAACAAAUCUUUAAGGAAUAGAUAUCAAUUAAAAAUGGCAUAAAGUCAAUAAAUAAGUUCCUAGUGCUCAACAUGUCAAAGCCAUUUUAAAAAAGACAGGUCAUCUCUACUUAGCUCUAGAUUUACACCAAACUUACAAAAAGUAUUCAAACCAUAUUAUUAAUUUAGAUAUGGAAUUUCAUUUGUAGGAAGAUAUGAUGAGAAUCCUUAAUUUAUUACUGCAUUUUCUUAAAUCUGUCAAUAUACUAAUUUAGAACAGAGUAAAUUUGGAAAGUCUAAUAAAAUGGAAAAAACUCUGCCAUUUUCCUUAGGGUAUUUUAUUAUGUUUAAUAUAUUUAGUGAAUUGUUGAAUGUGAAUUGUAUUUACUAAGUUAGAAUUUCAGAUCAGGCUGAAAGUUCAAAAGAUUUCACAAUCUCUAUGUUGAAGAACAUCGGUGAAAACCUAUGUUAGGCAAUUCUAUUAACAUUGAAUAGAUAAAUGCAACCAAUCAAAUUGAAUCAAUGUUAGGAUAUUUCAGCCUCUGAAUCUUGUGAAUCCAGUGAUGAAACUCAACAAAUCAAAAAGAAAUUGAAUAAAAAAAAAAUGAUCACAACAAACCAUGGCAAUGAGAAUAAUUUGUCGAUUGUAACUACUUCCUUAACAAAGAAGUCCAUAUUGGCAACGAAAUUAAAACCUUUAAAACCCUUGUGUGAUUUAUCACAAUGUAAUAAUCAUAAUAUAUUUCAAGUGAAUUAAACUUCAAACAAGAAAAGCGUUCAAUAAUCUUAAUUCAAAACUAGAAUUAGAUCAUUUUCUACUAGAACCCCUGAGUUCAAUUUAAAACACUGA
Paramecium octaurelia is the source of this 1858-nucleotide messenger RNA. Lineage: Eukaryota; Ciliophora; Oligohymenophorea; Peniculida; Parameciidae. The record is from the annotation of a GenBank genome assembly.